This is a messenger RNA of Doryrhamphus excisus (bluestripe pipefish), 4727 nucleotides long. Its product is annotated as E3 ubiquitin-protein ligase CBL-like. The record is from RefSeq and is a predicted model, not a curated record. Gene Ontology annotation, cellular component: membrane raft; plasma membrane. Gene Ontology annotation, molecular function: ubiquitin protein ligase activity; calcium ion binding; SH3 domain binding. Gene Ontology annotation, biological process: cell surface receptor signaling pathway; negative regulation of epidermal growth factor-activated receptor activity. Lineage: Eukaryota; Metazoa; Chordata; Actinopteri; Syngnathiformes; Syngnathidae.
CCGGGUUCCCCCAUCCCUCUCUGUCUACUUGCUGACUUGUCGUUGGUGGCAAACUGCUGCUACUCCCAAGCUGUUUGUUGGUCGACAGCGACACUUUAUUAUUAGCUCGCUUGGCUCUAUCUCGAAAUCAGAAGUGGUUCUUCAGCAGCGGACAGCACACCAGAGCGACGAGUUUGAACACCGAGGAAAGAACUCAAAAGAACCGAGAGGGAUUUCUUUUACUCCCCCCCUCCACUCUCCAAAUGUAGCUUGUUAGCUUGCUAGCGAGCAGCUAGCUACCACUGCGCCUCUUCCUCUUUUUGUGUUUGUUUUUUUGUGCAUGCUAGAUCACCAGCAGUUUGUAGCCCAAACCAGGGCCCAAAGGCGGUGCUCGAAAGGGUGUCAGGAUUGAAGGCUGCCAACCGGGCCAACUGCCCCCCCUCCCCUCUACCCCGUCCCCUCCCCCGGUCACCGAGUAGAAUUAAUGGCCGGAAAUCCGAGGAGGGGCGCGGGUCUCAUCGGCUUGAUGAAGGACGCCUUUCAGCCCCACCAGCAGCCUCUGCAGCCCCCGCAGCCUGCUGUGGUCGACAAGAAAAUGGUGGAGAAAUGCUGGAAACUCAUGGAUAAGGUGGUGCGUUUGUGCCAGAACCCCAAGGUGGCGCUCAAGAACAGCCCACCCUACAUCUUGGACCUGCUGCCGGACACCUACCAGCACCUGCGCACUGUCCUGUCGCGCUAUGAGAGCCGCAUGGAGAUCCUGGGUGAGAACGAGUACUUCCGCGUGGUCAUGGAGAACCUGACAAACAAGACCAAGCAGACCAUGACCCUGUUCAAGGAGGCCAAGGAGAGGAUGUACGAGGAGAACUCUCAGCCCAGGCGAAACCUCACCAAGCUGUCACUUAUCUUCAGCCACAUGCUGGCCGAGCUCAAAGCCAUCUUCCCCAACGGCCUCUUCCAGGGCGACAACUUCAGGAUCACCAAAGCGGAUGCCGCAGAGUUCUGGAGGAGGUCCUUUGGGGACAAGACCAUCGUUCCGUGGAGGACAUUCCGCCAGGCCCUGCACGAGUUCCACCCCAUCAGCUCGGGCCUGGAGGCCAUGGCCCUCAAGUCCACCAUCGACCUUACCUGCAACGACUAUAUCUCUGUUUUUGAAUUUGACAUCUUCACCAGGCUCUUCCAGCCAUGGUCGUCGCUGUUAAGGAACUGGAACAGCCUAGCCGUCACACAUCCAGGCUACAUGGCCUUUCUCACCUACGACGAGGUCAAGGCCCGUCUGCACAGGUUCAUCCACAAGCCCGGCAGCUACAUCUUCAGGCUGAGCUGCACUCGCCUGGGCCAGUGGGCCAUCGGCUACGUGACGGCCGACGGCAACAUCCUGCAGACCAUCCCCCACAACAAACCUCUUUUCCAGGCGCUCAUUGACGGCUACAGGGAGGGAUUCUAUCUGUUCCCAGAUGGUCGUGCACAGAAUCCAGACCUAACAGGCCUGUGCGAACCUUCUCCACAAGACCACAUCAAAGUUACCCAGGAGCAGUAUGAGUUGUACUGCGAGAUGGGCUCCACCUUCCAGCUGUGCAAGAUCUGCGCCGAGAACGACAAGAACGUGAAGAUCGAGCCGUGCAGACACCUCAUGUGCACCUCAUGUCUGACCGCCUGGCAGGAGUCGGAGGGUCAGGGCUGCCCCUUCUGCCGCUGUGAGAUCAAGGGCACCGAGCUCAUCGUGGUGGACCCCUUCCACCCCAAGGCCGGUGGUGGGGCUUUUGCUGGCUUCCAGGGUCCCAGCAGGGCAGAGGCGGCCGCCAACGAUGACGAUGAUGACGACCGGCUAGAGGACCACAACCUUGUCAUGAGCAGGCUGGCCUGCAGCAAGGUUGAGCGUCCUCCAUCUCCAGUGUCCCAGCUGCCUCCAGUUCCGCCCAGACUGGACCUCCUUCAGCAGAGACCCUCCAGCACCCACAGCCAGCUGGGCCAAGGAGCCACAGCAAAGAUGGGUGCCACACACAGGGACAAGCCCCUCCCACUGCCCCCGGCGCUGAGAGAGCUGCCGCCCCCACCGCCUCCUGAGCGACCGUCCCCCCUAGCGGGUCAGGACUCCAGACUCCAGAGAAGACCCCUGCCCUCCACCCCGGAUACACCUGCCUGGGCCUCCAAUUACAUGGUUCCCCGGUCUGUCUGCAAGGUGCCCUCUGCGUUGUCUCAAAGCGGCUGCGCCAGCGCGGAGGGGAGCAAAGCCCAGGCGGCAACCAACGCCGUCUACUGCCUGGCCGCCAGGUCGCUGCCGACGUCUGCUGUGUCCAGCAGGGAGAAGCUGUCUGCCGACUCUGAGGAAAACGAGUACAUGAGUCCCACCUCCCUUCCGGCAUCCGGCACCCCGUGGAUCAUAACGGGGUCCUUGGUGCCCCCACCCCCGCCACCAUCAUUGAGUCAAGCAAACCAUCUCAAUGACGCCAGUGGCGACAGGCUCGAUGUGGACUCUGGUGACCCUCAAGUGUACGAGUCCAUGUGCAACAUCCAGGCCCAGGCCGGGUCCUCGGAGGCGGCCAAUCAAGAACGUCCCCAGCACUCGUCUGCGGCCGCCCAGGCCAAUGCCUCCUUCGAGGACGUAUACGAGUACGACUGCCCGCGACCGGUGGCCCCUCCGGCGCCCGCCAGGCGAGCCCUAUCGGACAUGAACGGCCCCUCCAAAGCCUUCAGCUCGCUCAGCAUCGACGGCGCUGUGGAAGCGAGUUUGUUCGCAUCCGACCCGGAGCGACCACCCAAGCCCCUUCCGCGCCGGGCCAACUCCGACCGCCGAGCGCGGCCCCUCAACCGCGAGCUCCCCGCCCCGUUCCCGGACCAGCCCCGCCCCUCCUCCUCCCACACACCGCCACCGGCCCCUUCGGCAAGCGGCGGCGUGGCGCUGAGCGGUGAGAUCGAGUGCCUGAUGUCCCAGGGCUACUCCAUCCAAGACAUCCAGAAGGCUCUGAUGAUCGCGCAGAACAACCUGGAAACGGCCAAGAACAUCCUGCGGGAGUUUGUGUCCGUGCCCUCCGCCGCACACAUCGCCACAUAGUCAGCCACGCUCCCCAUCCCGCCCGCUGUCCUUUUCGUGCCAUUAUCGCCCAGGAUGCUGUCGAUGCUUUCCUGCUUUGUCCGAUCGUCUUGUGCCAGAUUGACUUGAACGCAGCAUGUGAGGAAACGGUAGCUUUCUGUUGUUUCUUUUAUGCUAAGGAGGGACCACAAAGAUUGUCAUCUUUGACUCAACGUGACGCCACCGCCGCCACCCCUCGCUGUUUGUCUUGUACGAUGAUGUGGCCGCACAGGUCCUGAAUGAGCUAAUAAUAAUAAUUCAUGUCGUACCAACAACGUUCUACGUAGGGAUGGGCAUUGCUACCAAUUAGCUUGUUCAGUAAAGUAGCCGCUUUUUGUGGUUGCGAACAAAAUGUGAUUUUUAGAAAUUCUAUUACUCAAUUAAAUUAAACGGUAAAAACAAUGGAAGCCCGAAGCUCUGAGCUUUGUUGCUAAAAUGCUUACUUCAAGUGUAAAAAAAAAUCAAGGUCAAACCUGCUGAUUCUUAUUGAGAAAAGCAUGCUAACGUGCAGAAGCAAAGGCAACGCGGACGUACUGAACCUGGGAACUUUAUUCACUCCCUAGCGGUCAUGUAGCCUCUCAUGCUGUUGCGACUUUUCAGCCCCAAACCUUACCAUAACAUAUUUUCCGCAGCAAGAAUGUUGAUGUUCUGGCGUUAAGACGUUUUGAAGCAACUGAGGCAUUAGAGUUUUCACUUCGUUCGCAGCAACCAGCAGGGAGCGCAAUGAAUAAUCAAGUAUUGUGCCGCCUAGACGGGCAGAAAAUGAAACAGGGAGAACUCAAAGUGCCCAUCCCUUGCGUCUCUCUUAACGUGCUUCUCGCUACUUGUAACAGUUUACGACAAAAAAAAUGCUAACAAACUAUAAAAGACUUUUGCGAUUUCCGCUCGUGUUUGUUAGAAAGCUCUUUUUACGUUAACAACGCUCGACUGAAAAGAUGCCAAAAGGGAAGCGUUGAACACAUUCCAGUCCUUCAGACCUUUCGCUACGCAACAUGACAGCCAUAGCCGGCAUAUUGAGGGGAGAUGUCUCACUCCAGCAUAAAAGUACACUGGCAUCAUAAAUGUGCCUUUUUGGGCAGGUGAACGCAGCUCGCAGAUGCAUUAACAUGAAAGAGAUUAACACAGUCAAUGACUUUAAUGCUAAUACUAAAGAAUUGUUCUUUGUGAUUGCCUCUUAACACGACAUAGUAGCACAGUGCAGUCACUAAGGUUGGUUAAUGUCUCCUCUUUAGGCCUUAAGGAGGACUCAAGGGUCCUACCUUUUAAUUCCCGGAACGUCGUGAGAGGGAUACUGCAUGUUUGAUGAUGAUGAUGAUGCACUGCAGUCUAAAAGACAUACCUCCCCCUCCUGUCCUCUACCCGCUCUCAAAACCUGCAGUAAAUGUCCUGAAAAGGCAAAACUUAAAAUGUUAGUUUCUCUGCAGCGUUAAUGAUGAACUGUGUGUGUGUGUGUGUGUGUGUGUGUUAGUCACACUGCAAAUUUAUAUGUGCUUAAAAAAAAUACAUCUUUUAACUCGCCUUUUUUUUCUCUCAACACCAACUCGCCUACUAAAAAUGUCUGCUUUUGUCGUCUGCUUGUAAAUAUGAUUUAUUUAUUGUAUUUUUAAUAUCCUCAGCGUUCGUUCGUUCAUUGUAUUGCCAUGUUUUCAUGCCCAAGCCAUUAAGAUUUUUAAUUAAA